Molecule: messenger RNA, 3054 nt
Organism: Scophthalmus maximus (turbot)
Lineage: Eukaryota; Metazoa; Chordata; Actinopteri; Pleuronectiformes; Scophthalmidae
Product: forkhead box protein P1-B-like
Exons: 16
Coding region: 137-1837 (566 amino acids)
Biological process (GO): regulation of transcription by RNA polymerase II
Cellular component (GO): nucleus
Molecular function (GO): RNA polymerase II cis-regulatory region sequence-specific DNA binding; DNA-binding transcription repressor activity, RNA polymerase II-specific
Source: RefSeq, a predicted model, not a curated record
ACCUAAGCCACGCCCUCUGUGAUAGCAACGUUCAUGCUAGUUCGGUUCCGGGGGAAGAGACGAGCCACAAGCUCCGAGGUCUCCGCUCCGAGAGCAGCACGGUCCGUCCGCACACUCUUCGGUCAGUGAAGUCCAGAUGCAUGAGUCUGGGUCAGAACCAACGAGCUACACCAUUCCAGCCAACGGGAGUCACACUGAGAAUGAGAGUCGACUGAGCGGCGCCGGCGGCCAGACUCCUCCUCCUCAGGAUCUGUUGUCGUUGUCGAUGAUGACCCCACCAGCAGAGGCCCCGCAGCAGACUCCACCGCAGCCGGUCCCCAGUCCUCAGCAGCUCCAGGCCAUGCUGCAGCAGCAGAAAGCUCUCAUGUUACACCAGCAACAGAUUCAAGAGGCGUUCAAGAACCAGCAGGAGCAGCUGAACAUGCAGCUGCUGCAGCAGAAGAACGCCGGGAUCGUGAGCCAAGAGCUGACGGCUCAGCAGAUUGCCAUCCAGCAGCAACUCCUUCAGAUGCAGCAGCAACAUCUCCUAAACCUGCAGAGACAGGGCCUGUUGUCGGUCCUGCCCUCCGGCCACAGCACCGCUCCAGGCUCUGAGAGCGGAGGCAUCCUGUCUGCGGGCGCAGACACCAGAGACUGUUCCGGUCAUCAAUCCAGCACCAACGGUCAUCACGCUCUGCUGAGGAGGAGAGAAAGUGGGACAGUCGAUGAGAACGCGGCGAGCUCUCAUCCUCUGUAUGGGAACGGGAUGUGUAAAUGGCCCGGCUGUGAGACGGUGUUCGGGGACUUUCAGGCGUUUCUCAAACACUUGAACAGCGAACACACGCUGGACGACAAGAGCACGGCGCAGUGUCGUGUGCAGAUGCAGGUGGUUCAGCAGCUGGAACUGCAGCUGAAGAAGGACAGAGAGCGGCUGCAGGCCAUGAUGGCUCAUCUCAAGUCGUCCGAACCCAAACCCGCAGCUCAGCCUGGGAAUCUGGCCUCUAACGUGUCCUUCUCCCAGGCGACGUUGCCCAAAGCUCCUCCUCCCAUGAGCCUGUCUCAGAGCGCCACGGCGCCGUGCACGCCCCUGACGCCGCUCUCCGACUCCCCGUCGGUCCUCACUCCCAACGGCCUGUUCACCGGGACCCCGGUGCGGCGGCGGUACAGCCGCUCGGUGAGCCAAGGUACCGAUAUAAUUGAUAAUAAGGAGUUCUACUUGAGCACGGAAGUCCGACCUCCGUUCACAUACGCCUCUCUCAUUAGACAGGCGAUAUUCGAAUCACCUCGCAACCAGCUGACGCUAAACGAAAUCUACAACUGGUUCACGAGAAACUUUGCGUAUUUCAGACGCAACGCAGCGACUUGGAAGAAUGCAGUCAGACACAAUCUCAGUCUCCACAAAUGCUUUGUGCGUCUGGAGAACGUGAAGGGAGCCGUGUGGACGGUCGACGAGAUCGAGUUCCACAGACGACGGCCCCAGAAGACGGCCGGCAACGGAUCUCUGCUGAAGAACCGUCAGAGCUUCGCUGGUUCUGCUCAUCAGAGUGGGGGUCUGGACGGUAGCAGCUCUCUCUACAAGCUGGCGUCCAUCGGCAGCAUCCCGCUGCACUCGCUGCCUCACGUCCUGCAGGAGCAGAUGAACGGCGUCCUGGCCAACGGAUCCGGUUACCAUAGUGACAGCAGCGCCACGCAGUCGCCUCCGCAAGCUUUCGUCAAAGAGGAGCAGGAGGACGAGGAGAUCUGCGACAGUUAUCCGUACGAGUCUCCGGAGAGCACGGACGAACACGGCCACAGUCCGGACACCAACCCAGACGACGAGCGACACAACCUGCAGCUGGACCGGGUCCCCUCUCUCUGACCGAGGACCGGGUCCCCUCUGUCUGACCGAGGACCGGGUCCCCUCUCUCUGACCGAGGACCGGGUCCCAGGACCGGGUCCCCUCUGUCUGACCGAGGACCGGGUCCCCUCUCUCUGACCGAGGACAGGGUCCCCUCUCUCUGACCGAGGACCGGUUCCCAGGACCUGGUCCCCUCUGUCUGACCGAGGACAGGGUCCCCUCUCUCUGACCGAGGACCGGUUCCCAGGACCUGGUCCCCUCUCUCUGACCGAGGACCGGGUCCCCUCUGUCUGACCGAGGACCGGGUCCCAGGACCGGGUCCCCUCUCUCUGACCGAGGACCGGGUCCCAGGACCGGGUCCCCUCUGUCUGACCGAGGACAGGGUCCCCUCUCUCUGACCGAGGACCGGGUCCCAGGACCGGGUCCCCUCUCUCUGACCGAGGACAGGGUCCCCUCUCUCUGACCGAGGACCGGGUCCCCUCUGUCUGACCGAGGACAGGGUCUCCUCUCUCUGACCGAGGACCGGGUCCCCUCUGUCUGACCGAGGACCGGGUCCCCUCUGUCUGACCGAGGACAGGGUCUCCUCUCUCUGACCGAGGACCGGGUCCCAGGACCGGGUCCCCUCUCUCUGACCGAGGACCGGGUCCCAGGACCGGGUCCCCUCUGUCUGACCGAGGACAGGGUCCCCUCUCUCUGACCGAGGACCGGUUCCCAGGACCGGGUCCCCUCUCUCUGACCGAGGACCGGGUCCCCUCUGUCUGACCGAGGACAGGGUCCCCUCUCUCUGACCGAGGACCGGGUCCCAGGACCAGGUCCCCUCUGUCUGACUGAGGUCCGGUCUGACGUCGUCUGCAUCACAACAACAACACCACUCUGUUCCUGGGGACUUUUCUUUUUCUUUUCUUUUCUUCUCCGUGUAUAUUUUUUCUGGCUUUCUUAUUGUUUUCUUAAAUCUUUUCUGUACAGUAGAGUGAAAUCACUAGAAAACAAUUGUGCGACUGUCUGUUCACGCUUUUUUCGUACUAUACAUAUAUAUAUAUAUGUUUAUAUAUGUUUAUGUAUGUAUGUAUGUAUGUACUUGUACACACCCGGACCACGAAGAGCAGAGACGCCAAAGCAAAGGGAACAUGUGUAGUUAGCACUUCACCAGGAACAAACUCCUUCUCGCUACCUGAUUUUGUUUUAAUCAUAAUAUAUAUAUAUAUAUAUAUAUAUAUAUAUAUAUAUAUAUAUAUAUA